UCUGAGGAGAUGCCAGCACCUGUCACCCUGGGGGUUACUGAGGACCAGGAGCCAGGGCUGCCCUCUCCAGGCCUUGGGCACGUCGGCAGUCAGGGGCACAGGACUGGACCCCCGGUAGGUCUGUUCUUAGAAGCGACGGGGUUUCCAAAGCUCAGAGCCCUGCCUAGCGCUCAGCUUCUGACUCCAUAGGUCUGGAGGGGGCCAGGGGUCUCGGGUUUAAAGCCCCAGGGCUUCCGAAGGGAGCUAGGCCCGCGCGCCACUGACGGGGAGCUGCGCAGGAAGCAAAGAAAGGGCCCCACAGCUUUGCCUCAGCCUGAGAAGAGACCGGCUCCAUGCUAUCACGUGGCGUUUAUUCAUUCAACAAAUAUUUACUGAGCAUCCACCAGGUGUGGCUGGGGAUCCUGCAGUGAACAAAACCAGUCUCUACCCUCGGGAAGCUUCCACUCCAGGGAGCAAGUUGUGGGCUUUGCCACCUCACUCAAAAUCCGUCUGUCCAGCUUCAGGGGUGGUGCGGAGCCCCGGGGCUGGGCUGUUGGAAGCUUCGGGGAACUGGGGAAGAACUCUCUCAGAGCAGGCUCCCCGCCCCCGCCCCAGUGUCAUCUCUGAGUGGGUCGGAGGACGUUCUUGGCAUCACUGAGGGAGGGACAGGGUGGUGGCAGCAGGAGGUGGGGAUGGUUGGGGCUCUCCGCGUUGACCUCUCCCGUGUGCCACCCCUUGAGCAGAGGUAUGUACCUUACCUCACAGAUGAGAAAACGGAGGCCCACGACUGUGACCUGUCCACCUCCCAAAAGGCAAGGUGGGGGUGUGAACCGAGAUCAGACUCCAAAGGUCUGUGCCCUUAACCCUCGGGCAGUGACACUAGAGCAAGGUGCGGUUUGGCACCUGUAGGCCGACAGCGUCAAAAAACCAAACCAAACCGAACCUCAGCGGGAGGUUUCUGGCCUCACCGCGGAGCCCUGGAACGACCGGCCUUUGUGAGGUGGCCCUGGCGGGUGGCAGCGGUUCCGUCCUCCUGCCGGGGGAGGGGCGGGCAGAAGCUGGGGGACAAGGGCAGGAGGAGAUGGUUCUCGCCAUGCUGGGGGCUCUGUAUCCCAGGGCGGGGCUGAGCCUCUUCCUCCUCUACCUCGUCCUGGCUGCUGCACUCCUCCGCCCCCAGCCGCUGAGGCCUCAGCGAUCUGUCCCUGAAGAACUUUCAGCCCCUCUGGAACUCUCGCAGCCACUUUCUGGCCUAGUAGAUGACUAUGGGGUUCGACCCAAGCACCCCUGGCCGCGAGGGCCUCGACCCCUUCUCUCCCGGGCCCAGCAGCGCAAGCGGGACGGGCCGGACAUGGCUGAGUAUUACUAUGAUGCACCCGUGUGACGGGAGCCCCUUAUAAAGCUAUUCUGUGC
Molecule: messenger RNA, 1389 nt
Organism: Zalophus californianus (California sea lion)
Lineage: Eukaryota; Metazoa; Chordata; Mammalia; Carnivora; Otariidae
Gene: FREY1
Product: chromosome 11 C11orf94 homolog
Exons: 3
Coding region: 1061-1360 (99 amino acids)
Source: RefSeq, a predicted model, not a curated record